CUCUCACCGGUGCGAAUUCGCGUCUCGCCGAGAAAGAAAAAGACAUACAGACACACACACAUACACACACUCAUAUACACACACACACACACACUCAUACACACAUACGCGCACAGGGAGUGCAUUUCUGCAGUGCAGGACUCUCUCUCUCUCUCUCUCUGUCUCUCUCUCUCUCUGUCUCUCUCUCUCUCUGUCUCUCUCUCAUUUUGGGACCGAGCUUUUUUCUUGGUGGCUCUUUUAUGGAUGUUUAAAGUGGAAAUUGAGCAACUGAUCGGAGGACAUCGCAGCCUCUCGAGCGUCUCAACUUUCACGUGGACGGGGUUUGUAUUUUUGGGCUCCGGCGGCAAGAGCGCAAAAAAAAAAGAAAAGAGAAAAAACAAAAACAGGGGAAUUGUUGGGACUCUUUAAAGUGCACAUAUCAGUUCCUAUUUUCUUCUUCUUCUUCUUCUUCUUUGUGAAACAAACAAACAACUGCAAAAAAAGAUUAGAUCCGCAUCAGACAUGUCCAGCAGCUUGGAUUGACGCGCUAUCGGACAUCCAAACCCUGUCUCUCUCUCUCUCUCUUUUUUUUUUUUUUUUUUUAAAUUAGUCAGCUCGUUUCAGUUCGGUCGGAGGGAGGGGGUGCUGGUCAUCAACUUUAGGGUGAUGCCUGCCCUGCAUGUGUGUGUUUUUCCCCCCUCGACCUCCUCGCACUGAGCUUUAACAGAGCACCCUGCGCCUUCUCUCCUUCAACUUGUUGCACUCUUUGUCAUCAUCAUCAUCAUCAUCACUGUUAAUUCGUAAUAUUUAACACAGAGGAGAUCCUGCAAAAAGCGCAAUCAUUACGGCGGACAGGAAGAGGAGGAUGAUUGACAGAGAGCAAAGCUGAAACGGCUGUCCAUCAAAAGUAUCGGCCUCUUAGAAGACGGCUGCUAUCAGACAUCUCCCUCUAUCUCUCUCUCUCUGUUUAUCGCCCUUCGGUUCUCCCAGAGGAUCCGCAUAAAGAGCAGAAGAAGCUGGCAUGAUCCCUCACCUUCGGCACACUCUGUUCGCAGAUACUUGGAUUAUUUGGUAAACUCGACCCCCUGAAAAACCCGUCCACGCUCUUUUUCUCUCUGUAUCCGUAUUUGCUCGAUCUGUCCAUCCACACUCAGGCAGCCAUGCGCAUGUGGUUGAUGGUGACCCUCCAGGCGGCCUGGCCGUGUUUAUUCGGACUGGCCAUGCAGCACUACCCGACCACGUGGGGCCACUACGACAUGUGCAAGUCGCAGGUUUACACGGACGAUGGACUCACCUGGGAUUACAUGGCCUGCCAGCCCGAGGCCGCCGACAUGACCCAGUACCUAAAGGUGACCCUCGACCCUCCAGACAUCACCUGCGGAGACCCGCCCGAGACUUACUGCACCCUGGAAAACCCAUACAUGUGCAACAAUGAGUGUGAUGCAACCACAGAGGAACUCGCCCACCCUCCAGAACUCAUGUUUGACUUCGAGGGUCGCAACCCCUCCACCUUCUGGCAGUCCAGUUCUUGGAGAAAAUACCCUAAACCUUUGGCAGUGAACAUCACACUAUCCUGGAACAAGACCAUUGAGCUGACAGAUGACAUCGUCAUCACGUUUGAGUCAGGCCGUCCUGAGCAGAUGGUGCUUGAGAAGUCACUGGAUUAUGGGAAGACAUGGCAGCCAUACCAGUUCUAUGCCACUGACUGCUUGGACGCCUUCACAAUGGAACCAAAGACGGUGCAGGACCUGACCCAGUUUACGCUACUGGACAUCAUCUGCACAGAGGACUAUUCACGUGGUUAUGUCUGGAAGUAUGACAAGACUGUGCGCUUCGAAAUCAAAGACCGCUUUGCCCUGUUUGCUGGACCACGUCUCCACAACAUGGCAUCAUUAUAUGGUCAACUGGACACCACGAAGAACCUGCGAGACUUCUUUACCCUCACAGACCUGCGCAUCCGGCUCCUUCGACCUGCUACUGGGGCAACAAUGGUGGAUGAGGGCAACCUGUCCAGAUACUUCUAUGCUAUCUCUGACAUCAAGGUCCAUGGCAGGUGUAAGUGUAACCUGCAUGCGAACAGCUGUGUGUUUGAUAAGGAGAAGCUGAGCUGUGAGUGUGAGCACAACACCACGGGGCCCGACUGCGGACGCUGCAAGAGGAACUACCAGGGACGAGCCUGGAGCCCCGGGAGCUACCUGCCUAUACCUAAAGGCACGGCUAAUAUCUGUGUGCCGAAUAACGUGGGUCCAGUGAAUUGCGAGUGUUUCGGCCACUCGAACCGCUGCAGCCACAUCGAGCUGUUAAACAUGGUGAUUUGCGUGAGCUGUAGGCACAACACUAGGGGGCAGCACUGUCAGCUCUGCAAGGUGGGCUUCUACCGCAAUGCUUCGGCCGAGCUCGACGAUGAGAAUGUGUGUAUAGACUGUAAUUGUAAUCCGUUGGGCUCAGAGACUGACCGGUGUAAUGGCACAGGGUUCUGUAAGUGUAAGAGCGGAGCGACAGGCAGUAAGUGUCACCAGUGUCUCCCUGGAUAUUUAUGGGACAAUGGCUGCAAAUCUCGAGUGUGUGACGACGAGCUGCUCCGCUGCCAGAACGGUGGCGUGUGUGUGAACAACAUCAGGUGUCAGUGUGCUCCAGGAUACUCGGGCUUACUGUGUGAGAAGGUUCGCUGUGACGGUGAAGCCGGUUGCCCCUUGUCUGAUUCAUAUCAGACCUCCAGCCCUUCCGCCGGCAUCAUCCUGCUGCUGCUGACGCUGCUGCGUUCCACCUGGGCUUUAGCCCUCUGAGAAACACACACACACCCACACACACCCACACACACACACACACACACACACACAAUACAUACAUGAAGCUUCACGUCAUCAGAAAUCAGAGCAAAACCCUAAUUUGAAAGCACAUUUAAUAAAUAUAUAAAUAAAUAAAUAUAUAUAUGUAUACAAAAUUUUAAAAUAUUACAAAUCUAUUAAAAAAGGAGUCACGAGAUGUUAUUUAGAGAAUUUAUCCAAGCAUUGCUUCAUUAAAGCGUCAGCGUGAAGGAGUAUGGUGGACUAAGCCAUAGCAGAAACUCAAACUCACUCCUCCUCCUCUUCUUCUUCUUCUUCUUCCUCCUUCUUCUUCUUCUAUUCGUCCUUGUCCUCGUCCUCCAGCCUAAACCUUUUCACCAAGAGCAAACAGGAAGUGGAUGUCGCUACUUCCUCUUUAUCGCCACGGUAACUUGGGAUCAAGAUGGCGACUGCCUGCAACUUUGGACAGCUUUGGACUGCUUUUUGGCUUUCGUCACACUGAGAAUGUGUCCAGGUCACGUGAACUAUUUACAAAAUUUAAAAAAGAUAAAGAAAAAAAAACAAAGAAACAAAGAAAGGAAAAGAAAAUCAAAUGAAAGUAAACAAAUAAAGACUCAUGAGAAGAAAAAAAAAUCAUAAACAUUCUUUGCUGUCAGUGCAUCGUGGAGAUCAGACUGAGCUGCGUUUAAAAGGAAGUCCAUUAGUUUCCACCCGUAUUUGGUGAAAAAGCCUCGACGAUCACGUUCCUUUUUUUUUGUCAUCAUUUUAACGUCCGAUGUCCAAGUCAGUGCGGCACUUGUGUAUUAGCUGUCCACAAAAUAUAAAUAAACCCAUGAAGAAGUGCUUAAAAAAAUCAUCAGCGUAUUUAAUUUUUGUAUUUACAAAGAUUUAUUUUCUUUACAAUAAAUAGUACAGAAUUUUUUGUAUUAUUAUUAUUAUUAUUAUUAUUAUUAUU
This is a messenger RNA of Tachysurus vachellii, 3720 nucleotides long. It is a transcript of the gene ntng1a, whose product is annotated as netrin g1a. The record is from RefSeq and is a predicted model, not a curated record. The transcript is spliced from 8 exons. Bases 1140 to 2765 code for a protein of 541 amino acids. NCBI's taxonomy places the organism in Eukaryota, Metazoa, Chordata, Actinopteri, Siluriformes, Bagridae. Gene Ontology annotation, molecular function: cell-cell adhesion mediator activity.